This is a messenger RNA of Cooperia oncophora, 735 nucleotides long. NCBI's taxonomy places the organism in Eukaryota, Metazoa, Nematoda, Chromadorea, Rhabditida, Trichostrongylidae. The record is from the annotation of a GenBank genome assembly.
AUGCGCUUCCACUCCAUGAAAUCUGGCGGGCGGAUGUCCACAUUCUCAUUGGCGUGCUCAUUCGCUCCAAGAAGCUCAUGCUCACAGCUCAUUCCCAUGCUGAACAAGUGCACCCUCACAAAAAUCGUGGCCAGGCACACACAAUCAAACCUCUGGAUGCAUGCCAUUGGAGCCACGUUACUGAUUAGUGCAGCACCAUGCUUCAUUCUAUUCUUCAUUCCUAUUCAGGAUAACUCCCCUUCGAACGGACCUUGGCUCAAAGUUCUUCUGGCUUUCGGCUCAGGUGGUCUGCUUGGAGACGCAUUUUUACAUUUGAUCCCUCAUGCUGUACCUCACGGUUCCGGCUCUCAUGCGCACUCCCACUCCCAUUCCCACAGCCAUCAAGAAGGGCAUGGACAUGAACCUCAUGAUAUGAGUGUGGGAGGAUGGGUACUUGCAGGUAUUAUUGCAUUCCUGCUAGUCGAGAAAUUCGUUCGGAUUGUUCGUGGAGAAGAUGGUCACGGCCAUGGGCAUUCUCACGGCCAUUCUGCUCCCAAAUCCGAAAAGGUCGCUGCGUACCUCAACCUAGUGGCUGAUUUCGCCCACAACUUUACUGAUGGUCUUGCGAUUGGUGCCUCGUUCAUUGCUGGGACUACUGUUGGUGUCGUUACAAUGGUCACUGUUCUCGUUCAUGAGGUACCUCAUGAGAUUGGAGAUUUCGCUAUUCUAAUACAGUCUGGAUACACUAAAGGAAAG